Molecule: messenger RNA, 3054 nt
Organism: Physella acuta
Lineage: Eukaryota; Metazoa; Mollusca; Gastropoda; Physidae
Product: mucin-2-like
Source: RefSeq, a predicted model, not a curated record
GUUGGGAAUACAUCCGAGUUUGUGUUACUAUUUUAAUCUCAGAUUCGGUGACUAGAUCACGUUUCGAGAUUUUCAAUUCAUCAAAUCGACUCAUCAACAUUGGUGGCAUUAGUUGUUUCUUUUUCGAGGGUUUAUAAAAUUAAGACAGAGAUUGUGUUUUUCUGCUGUCUGGUUUCUAUGUACAUUGUGACAUUGAUUGUAUUGCUGUAAAACCUGUAUAGAAUUUUUUGCGUAACAGCGUAAAGUAACAAUUAACCUGGCUUAAUUUCAAACACUGGACUACAGAUUGGACCAAAAGAAUGAGCGUCUUAACCAGCGAUAGCAUGUAUUGGAUUGUUCUUUUUUGUUUGAUUCGAAUUUCAAUUUCAUUUCAAGCAGAAAAACAUUUUGUGCUUGAUUUUCAAAGUCUAAAUGGCACUGACAGAUCAUCUAAAGAUGAAAUCCAAGACGCUUUGUGCCAGAUUAAUUUUGGUGUAAAGAUCAUCAGUUUACAAAUACAAGGGAACGACUGCAAUGUAUCGAUCCACAUGAUCUCAUGGUGGACUGACGACCAAAGAGAUUUAUUUUGUUACGUGGCUAAUUCUUGUAACGGCAAGACUCAAUGUUUGGUCAAUCUCCGACAGUUUACCUGUAAAAAAUCUCUCCAUAAUAUAACAAAACUCAAAGUCAGUUACGAUUGUUUACCUAUAGCACCAAAUGAUUCAAAUGUGUUUGACCUAGGACUCAGGUUUGAGAAGGAAAUAGUUCACCCAGAAGUAACGCCACAUUACCUGGUUCUGUAUAGAAGAAAUUAUUCCCAAUCGAUAACUUGCUCUCUUGUUGUGGAGCCAGAAGCAGAGCUUAAAGUUUUACACAUGGCGCCCCACACAAGUUUAGUAUUUAAUCUUUCUAGUCACACAAGUUAUCACAGUGAAGAGGUUUCUGAUAAAUGUAUACGAUAUUUUGUAGAUGGGGUGCAGAUCGUACAUAAAGUGACGAUUAAAGCUACAAAAAUCGACGGCCUAAUAUGGUUACAACUUAAUAAAACAAAGUCAUUUAAUUUAACCUGCGACCACAGUGACAUCCAGACAACACCCUCUCCUACUAUUUAUACGACAACAUUACCUGAGUCAAGUAUAGCAACAAAAUCAACUACAGCAACAAAACCAACAGAAUCAAGUAAAGUGACGACAUCAACACAAUCAACUAUAGCGACGGCAUCAACACCAUCAAGUACAACGACGACAUCAACACAAUCAAGUAGCCCUAUAGCAACGACAUCAACGCAAUUAAAUAUAACGACGAUAUCAACACCAACAACUAUAGCGACGACAUCAACACAGUCAAGUAUAACAACGACACCAUUACAAUCAACCACAGCAACGACAUCAAUAGAAAAAGACAUAUCGACGGAAACAACGACAGCAACAAAAACGACAGAACCACAGGAAGCUUCUAGCCAAACUACAAUCGUCGCUAUAGCUGCAACAGCUGGGCUACUCACGCUUGCUAUUUUAGUCAUGUGUGUGCUGUGCUUUUACCGCAGGUGGUCCGCGCCGUUCAAGCGACUCAGAGACCCACGAGACAGCAGAGUCAAGUUCCGUCACAGACAGCAGCACUACAAGUGUUACAUGGAGUAUGACAUUAUCGACGCCUCUGAGAACAAUGACACGUCAUCAACAGACAAAUUCGUCUCAGUUUCUGGAAACUUCUCCGCCCUGGGGGAUGAGGAUUACAGCGUUAUUGAAGACGAUUUAUUACACUACUCGACACCCUCAGACCAGGGACCCACCAACCCGGGACCCUCAGACCUGGGACCCACCAACCCGGGACCCUCAGACCUGGGACCCACCAACCCGGGACCCUCAGACCUGGGACCCACCAACCCGGGACCCUCAAACCUGGGACCCACCAACCCGGGACCUUCAGACCUGGGACCCACCAACCCGGGACCCUCAAACCUGGGACCCACCAACCCGGGACCCUCAAACCUGGGACCCACGAACCCGGGACCCUCAGACCUGGGACCCACCAACCCGGGACCCUCAAACCUGGGACCCACCAACCCGGGACCCUCAGACCUGGGACCCACCAACCCGGGACCCUCAGACCUGGGACCCACCAACCCGGGACCCUCAAACCUGGGACCCACCAACCCGGGACCCUCAGACCUGGGACCCACCAACCCGGGACCCACAGACUCGCGACCCACACUCCCUGGACCAAUCGCCCCAAGACGUACUGUAUUAGCGCCAGCUGGUAAUGUUUAUUCAGCCGAAGAGAAAGUUGAAAAACAAGGGAGCGUACUGAUAAAAAUUGACGGGCGUGAAGUGUCGUACUCACAGUGCACGGUAGCUUCCCCUGAGUUAAAGGACAAGAAUAACAGUUCCUCUGAAGAAGAGACGACCUCUGACCUUUACACGGAGUUAACGAAAGACGAGGACUACUCACACCUAGAACACACAAACCCGGGCCGAGCACUCACCGAACACGUAUAUGAUGGAUAGAUUUUUCGAACGUUUUUUUUAAUAAGCUGAAUGCUGUAAAACUAUUGUAAACUAGUUUGAUAAUGGCUAUACUCAAGGUUGGGUGCUACACCAAAUCACAUUUCGUUAUAGUCUUGCACAUCCAAUGAAACUCUACGCCUAUGCUAAAAAUCUUUUAAAAUUGUUUCAAAGACUUGUGUUUUUGGUUGUCAUAGAAACUACAGCCAUAUUGGAUUUUGGACGAUUCUUUGAAAAUGCUAAGGCCCCGUAAACCCUACUGGGAAAUACGCUAACAAUCAUAAUUUUUAUAGGACAGUGUUAACUGGAACUUUCUUUUAAGUAUAUUGUGGAGAAGACGGGGUGGUCGAGGGAUUGAGAGUUUUACUGCUGGCCUGUAGGUUCUCAAAUUCGGAUCUCGCGAUGAAAUUGUGACUGUUGUAAGACUUCCCUGAGUCUACCCGGCUAUGAUGGGCAACUAAGAGACCUCAGAGAUAGUUAAGGCGGCUGAACCUACUGCUGAUCUUCAUAUGCUGAGUUAUAGAAACAUGUGAACUCUUCCUUAUAUGCCUUAUGGAACGUUACGUCUGAA